AUGUCUGCAGAAAAUGACUCGGUUGAUGAGGGCAAGAUGUACAUCUCGUACAAUAACGUUCAUCAGCUGUGCCAAGAGGCAGCCGAGAAGAUCAAGCCCAUGAAGCCCGAUUUGAUUGUUGCUAUUGGUGGGGGAGGUUUCAUCCCAGCCAGAAUCUUGAGAUCUUUCCUGAAAGAACCCGGUCAGCCCAAUCUGAGAGUCAUGGCUAUUAUUCUCUCUCUGUACGAGGACAUUAAUUCUGUUUCUACUGAUGCAGAGAAGACAGGUACAGAGGUGGUGCGUGUGCAGUGGAUCGACUAUCUCAAGUCCAAGAUUGACCUGGUUGGAAAGAACGUUCUGAUUGUGGAUGAGGUUGACGAUACCAGAACCACACUACACUACGCAAUUUCGGAGUUGCAAAAAGAUGCGGAUGCCCAGGCUGCAGCACAGGGAAAGCCCCCAGGUUCUACAAAUUUUCUGGUAUUCGUGCUUCACGAUAAGGUGAAGCCCAAGAAGGCUGCUUUGCCUGCUAAGAUCAUGGACACUGGAAAAUACCUGGCAGCCAGGACCGUUCCCGACGUCUGGAUUGCAUACCCUUGGGAGUCCACUGACAUUGUUCCUCAUACGGAGAUGGCCGUCAAGCAGGGAAAUGAUGCGUUUUUGUAA
This is a messenger RNA of Kuraishia capsulata CBS 1993, 645 nucleotides long. RefSeq lists its product as uncharacterized. Gene Ontology annotation, cellular component: cytoplasm. Gene Ontology annotation, molecular function: hypoxanthine phosphoribosyltransferase activity. Gene Ontology annotation, biological process: IMP salvage; XMP salvage; hypoxanthine metabolic process. The record is from RefSeq and is a predicted model, not a curated record. The transcript is spliced from 3 exons. NCBI's taxonomy places the organism in Eukaryota, Fungi, Ascomycota, Pichiomycetes, Pichiales, Pichiaceae. Bases 1 to 645 code for a protein of 214 amino acids.